ACAACCAUCCUACACAACAUACUAAGGUUACGCAUCACCAGCAUCUUGACUGAUACGCCGUUGCCUAUCUUAGUGCAAUGUGGCUCUGCCAACUUCUAGUGCGCGUCAUCGCCACGCACGGUUAUUCCCGGCACGUGUAUCGCUUCUCCUUAGUUCGGACCAGCUGUGUCCACGUCAUCAUUCCAUUCCACGCGUUUUGGUCAUCAUCGGCGCAGGCGUUUUGGUCGCAAAUGACACCGAAACGAAGAGUCGCGAGCUCAAAGAAACGAAGAUUCACUCGGAUUCGUGAGACAUUUCUGUUUUGAUCCUGAAUGAUACUUUAUAGGUUCAAUUUCAGGUCAUGAUUCUGUACACAAAGAGAAUGCUAUGCGAC
Messenger RNA from Cucurbitaria berberidis CBS 394.84, 373 nucleotides. RefSeq lists its product as uncharacterized. Lineage: Eukaryota; Fungi; Ascomycota; Dothideomycetes; Pleosporales; Cucurbitariaceae. The coding region runs from base 78 to 305 and encodes 75 amino acids. The transcript has 2 exons. The record is from RefSeq and is a predicted model, not a curated record.